AUGGCCACUCCUGGUGUCAAGAUGAAAUUAUCUGCUGCCAAGACAAUCAUGUUGCUUCUUGUUGCUCUCAUGACUGUUCCGGUCCAAGGUUUCUGGCGUCACCUGUGCUUUGGAGAAUUGGGAACUGGACGUGUUGACCCGAUCAUGGCUCCUGGUACACCCUCUGGACAUGCUCAUGUCCUCUUCGGCGCUUCAAACCUGGGCCUCGAUCCGACCAUUGAUGAAUUGCUGAACUCGAAUUGUACCAGCUGCUCCAUUGUUCAAGACAAGUCUGCAUACUGGGCUCCUCGCAUGUAUUUCCAACAUGGCAAUGGCACCUUCGAAACGGUCUCUACAGUUGGUGGCAUGACUGUUUAUUAUUUCACUGAAGGACCAGGUGACGGCAUGCCUACAGUUGCAUUCCCUCAGAACUUCCGUAUGAUCGCUGGAGAUGCCAUGAAGCGCUCGUUCUAUGGCGCUAUCCCUGACCCGCCAAUGUCCGAAUGGAAGGAUAGCGACAAAACUCAGCAGGCUUUGAUGGAAAAGGCUAUUGGAUUCAAUUGUCUACAUUAUAGCGCCGGCGCUAAUGAGGGCUCCAUUGAACACCACGGCCUUCGAAAUAAGACCUUCAUUGAUUCCACCUGUACCGACGGCGUACGAGCUGAACUGAUGUUCCCAUCUUGUUGGAACGGCCAAGAUCUCGACAGUCAUAACCAUACCACUCAUGUUUCUUACCCUGACCAGAUCAAGUAUGGCAAUUGUCCAGAAGGUUAUCCUGUUAGGCUGCCAACUCUGUUCUAUGAGACCAUCUACAACACUCCCGCUUUCAAAGACGUCGAUGGCAUGUUCGUCCUCUCAAAUGGUGAUCCAACUGGGUAUGGCUAUCAUGGUGACUUUAUUUGUGGCUGGGAAGAAGGUGUAUUGGAUAGUGCUAUCAACCACCCUGGUUGUACCGGAACACCAGGCGAUCCAGGUUCGGGCCUCCAGGAGAGUUGUCCAGUUUUCAAGCUUCAAAGCAGUUAUGACGCAACUCAAUGCAAGAUGGAAGUUCCCGAAGCUCUGCAGAACGAACUGGUCGACUUUGCACCCGCCCUACCUGGCAAUGUCUUGAUUCAGGCUGGUCCUGAGCGUGCAGUGAUGCCUAGCCACCCAGCGGCAUCAUCAAGCGAGAGCCUCCCGUCGACCAGUGGAUCAAAGUCUCCCACUUUGCCUAUUGCCACUACCACAGCAACUUCUUCAUCCGCCGGACCGACACAACCUGAAGUUACAAAUCCUGUGACCGCUACCAAUUCCGAUCCCAACACUGAUCACAUCAUCAGUACCAGCACUAUGUACAUGAGUGAUGGUGUCGAAAUCGAUGUGAUUCUUAUUGAAGAAAUCGUCACGGUGACAACUGUGGAGACUGUCCCAGCAAUUGAAGUUCGCAAGGCUCAUUUACAUCGCCAUAGGUACAAGGUCUGA
Messenger RNA from Exophiala bonariae, 1440 nucleotides. RefSeq lists its product as uncharacterized. The coding region runs from base 1 to 1440 and encodes 479 amino acids. The transcript is spliced from 3 exons. NCBI's taxonomy places the organism in Eukaryota, Fungi, Ascomycota, Eurotiomycetes, Chaetothyriales, Herpotrichiellaceae. The record is from RefSeq and is a predicted model, not a curated record.